AUGGCCCAACAACGGAACGACGACAAUGUGAUGCGGAAGAAGCUAGUGGUCAUUGGCGACGGUGCAUGUAGAAAAACAAGUCUGCUGAGUGUCUUCACUCUCGGUUGCUUUCCAACACGCCAUAUGCCUACUGUAUUUGAAAAUUACGUGGCUGAUUGCCGGGUAGACGGCCGUGCGGUUCAAAUGGCUCUUUGGGAUACAGCUGGACAGGAAGAUUAUGAGCGGUUGCGACCACUGGCAUACUCGAAAGCCCACGUCCUCCUUAUUGGGUUCUCUGUGGACGCACCAGAUUCUCUGGAGAAUGUCAAGCACAAGUGGAUUGAAGAAGCCAACGAACGAUGUCCUAGCGUGCCGAUUAUCCUGGUAGGUCUGAAAAAGGAUAUUAGGAAAGAUUCUGUUGCCAUUGAAGAGAUGCACAAGAAGUCGCUCAGAUUUGUGACGACCAAAGAAGGAAACGACAUGGGUCCCCAAAUCGGCGCCCGUGAAUAUCUCGAGUGCUCAUCAUUUACAGGUGAGGGCAUCGACGACGUGUUUGAAGCAGCCACCCGAGCCGCACUGAUAGUCUCGGAUAAGCGGAAAAGCUCCUGCUGCGUGGUUCUGUAG
Penicillium waksmanii is the source of this 603-nucleotide messenger RNA. RefSeq names its product Rho GTPase Rho 2. Gene Ontology annotation, molecular function: GTP binding; GTPase activity. The record is from RefSeq and is a predicted model, not a curated record. NCBI's taxonomy places the organism in Eukaryota, Fungi, Ascomycota, Eurotiomycetes, Eurotiales, Aspergillaceae. The transcript is spliced from 5 exons. Gene Ontology annotation, biological process: small GTPase-mediated signal transduction. The coding region runs from base 1 to 603 and encodes 200 amino acids.